CGGGACACUGUUUUUUUUUUAUCUCUCUCUCAACGUUAAGGCUGAAUGCAGCGUUUUCUUUGGGGUUUAGCUUAAUAACGCGAGAAAACUGAAGGAAGAUAAGAGUUAAAUUAGCGUGUUGGAGCUAACUGGAGUGAUUUCACCUCCUGUUUUUUUCUUUUGGGACCGGUUAGUGAGCUGUUUUGGACCCACUCUCCUCUCCUGACAGCUGGUUUGCGGAUUGCCCACGUUUUACACUUAAAGUUCACUGAGCCGGCUGAGAUGAGCGGUCCCGAGGUCGCCAACACACCGGGAGGCGGGGCGCCGGGGAAGGAAGGCAAAGAGCCGGUGGCCAAUGGGCACGCAGGAGACGGGCCCGACGCCAACCCGUUCGCCGAGUACAUGUGGAUGGAGAACGAGGAGGAGUACAACAGACAGGUGGAAGAGGAGCUGCUGGAGCAGGAGUUCUUGGAGCGCUGCUUCCAGGAAAUGCUGGAGGAGGAAGACCAGGACUGGUUCAUCCCCUCGCGCGACCUCAACAACCAGGGAGUCGGCCAGCUGCAGCAGCAGCUCAACGGGCUGUCGGUCAGCGACCACCACAGCAACGUGGAGGAGGUGGCGAGGAAGAGCAUGUUGAAUCCAGAGGCGAAGGAAUUUGUGCCAGGGAUGAAAUACUAGAAGUUCCCCUCACCCCCAUGGAGCCUCCAUGCACACAUGAGCCCUUGUACAUCCAGAGACUCUUACGGCCCUGGCCGCACACAUUCUUAUUGCUACACACACACACACACACACACAGACACACACACCUGAAACCAGUGGCGUGCCGGUAGGCCCAGUUGGGGGGUGGGGGGAUUUCUUUUCCUUUUUUUUUUUCUUUCUUCUUUAAAAUUUUAUUUUCAGUUUUUGUUUGUUUUUUUGUUUUGGUUUCUGGUAAACGGAAGGGGGGGGGGGGGGGCACCGGGCUGGAGAGGAAGGGGUGGACGCUAGCUAGCUCAUCGUUUUGCAUUUCACGUGUCAUAGUCGGGGCGUUUUGCAGAGCAGGCGGCGCUUCGCUGCGUUUCCCCGGCAACUGUGGCAGCUACCCGGGAGUCACGGCGGGUCCAAACCUCAAUCCCAGCGCCUUUUUUUGGCGGAAAUUUGAAAUUUGUUCAGGUCGACAAACUGCUUUUUCUAUUAUUAUUAUUAUUAUUAUUAUUAUUAUUAUUAUUAUUAUUAUUAUUAUUAAUUUAGUUUAAAUGAGCAGCGCCGUUUCCAGUAAGGAGAGGGUCUCAGCAGCAGCAGCAGCAGCAAGGCUAAAUAAAGGAGGACAAGAACUUCAGGGGACUGCAGUGAGGUUCUGCACCUGCUCUGUAAACCCGUCGCUCAAUAAAUCAUUAAAGCUGACGUAUAAACCAGCCCCCCCCCCCCCCCCCCCCCAUUUACAUCUCAGCUCCUGUGCAUCUAAACAUCCGAUUAUUGGGACCGUUUCAAAGCAAACGCAGACCCCCCCCCCCUUCUCUACUUUCUCCUGGAGGUUAACUUUUUAAGUUAUCAGAGCAGACAUGGACAGCUGUAAUCGUGGAUGAGAAACUUAUUUUUCAGAUUUUUAUAUGAAGAUCCAGGUUUAUCUUUCUGUCCAGCGUGUCGGAGCCGAGGUGGUUAACGUCUAAAGUCAUUCAUCCAUUUGAGUUUGUCAGAACGAUGCAGUUUAACGCUUUGUUUUGGAUUGUUUGGGGGGUUUUUUUUGGGGUGGGGGGGGCUGGUUUUGCUCUGAAACGCGGCCGCUGCCUCCUUCGGCUGGACCGGCUCGGUUUGUCCAGCGUCAGAUUUGGUGUCCGGAUCAGGUUGUGAAAUGGCUUCGUCUUUUUCUUCCUCUCUGCUUGCGUGUCUUUGAGGUGUCGGUCUCUUCUGUGGCGUCCAGUUUGUCCUGUUAAACGUGGAACACAUGGUGGACAGUAUUGCAUCCCUGCCGUUCUUUUUAUUCCCAUUAGACGACAGAGUGAGGAUUAUUAUUUUUUUUUUCCCCUUCUACGUUUUUAAACCAGAACUCCUCGUGUUCCAGGUUUUCUUUUCUUUUUUUUCCCCCCCUUAAAGUUUUAAUAUUGGAUAUAAUUUCAGUUAAAUUGUAAGGAGAAGCUAUUUCUAGUCGGCAUCACACUUGAUUUCUGCAGUCUUGUCAUGUUUAUCUGUUAAAAAACAACAAAAAAAACAAAAACGCAGCGGCAGUAUUAUGAAAAGGCAUCUGAAUAUUUCCCUACCGGGUGAUUUUUGUUCGACCACCAGAACCUCCAGGAAGCUCUUUGUGCCGCCGACGCCACUCCGGGUUUUUUUAAAACGCCGCAGCAGAGACACAGGAGUUGUUUUUUCCUUUAUUUUAUUUUUUUUAUUUUUAACGGGGGAACUUCCUCACGGUGUUGGACCACAGCAUCGCUGACACCCUGGAGAAUGGAGGAGCCGACGGGGACCGUCCGCCAGGUGGAUCGUACAACAUGACAACCUUUCUGUUUUUUUUUUUUUUCUUUUUUUGCGUUAGAUGACAGAAGCUGUUUUAAAAAAAGAAAAGGAGAAAAAAAAAGUUCAGAAGUUACAGAAUUUCAAUAGAGUUCAAAAAGACGAAUAAAGAUGUUAAAGACAAA
Molecule: messenger RNA, 2594 nt
Organism: Fundulus heteroclitus (mummichog)
Lineage: Eukaryota; Metazoa; Chordata; Actinopteri; Cyprinodontiformes; Fundulidae
Gene: paip2b
Product: poly(A) binding protein interacting protein 2B
Exons: 4
Coding region: 262-657 (131 amino acids)
Biological process (GO): negative regulation of translational initiation
Cellular component (GO): cytoplasm
Molecular function (GO): mRNA regulatory element binding translation repressor activity
Source: RefSeq, a predicted model, not a curated record